Molecule: messenger RNA, 3492 nt
Organism: Phyllostomus discolor (pale spear-nosed bat)
Lineage: Eukaryota; Metazoa; Chordata; Mammalia; Chiroptera; Phyllostomidae
Gene: ERO1B
Product: endoplasmic reticulum oxidoreductase 1 beta
Exons: 16
Coding region: 130-1584 (484 amino acids)
Biological process (GO): protein folding in endoplasmic reticulum
Cellular component (GO): endoplasmic reticulum membrane; endoplasmic reticulum
Molecular function (GO): protein-disulfide reductase activity; FAD binding; thiol oxidase activity
Source: RefSeq, a predicted model, not a curated record
GGGCCCCGGGGAUGUGGUGGGGGCGCUGGGCUCUCCGCCUCACUCGCAGCUGCGGGGCUCGUGGACCUCUGACCCUGGACUGUCGCCGCCGCCGGCAGCAGCCCCGGUGGGUCGUCGCUCGGGCCGCUCAUGGUUCCCCAGCCCUUCGGGGCCCUGCCGGCCGCGGUGCAGGGAGCGGGCAGCAUGAGCCGGGGGACCCGGCGGGCCGGCGCGGAGCGGGGGGCGGCCGCGGUGCGGCUGCUAGUCACCCUGAGCCUCCUCCGGGGCGUCGUCGAGGCCCAGGUCAUCGGAGUCCUGGAUGAUUGCUUGUGCGAUAUUGAGAGCAUCGAUAACUUUAACACCUUCAAAAUCUUCCCCAAAAUAAAAAAACUGCAAGAGCGAGACUACUUCCGUUAUUACAAGGUCAAUCUGAAGCGACCAUGUCCUUUCUGGGCUGAGGACGGCCACUGCUCCAUCAGAGACUGCCACGUGGAGCCCUGUCCGGAGAGUAAAAUUCCUGUCGGAAUUAAAGCUGGGAGUGCUAAUAAGUACUUGAAAGCGGCCAACAGCACCAGGGAACUGGAAGACUGUGAGCAAGCUAACAAGCUGGGGGCAAUUAACAGCACAUUAAGUAAUCAAAGCAAAGAAGCUUUCAUUGACUGGGCAAGAUACGAUGACUCACAGGAUCACUUUUGUGAACUUGAUGAUGAGAGGUCUCCAGCCGCCCAGUACGUGGACCUGCUGCUGAACCCGGAGCGCUACACCGGCUACAAAGGGCCGUCUGCGUGGAGAGUGUGGAACAGCAUCUAUGAAGAGAACUGUUUCAAGCCUCGAUCAGUUUAUCGUCCUUUAAAUCCCCUGGCACCCAGCCGAGGAGAAGAUGACGGAGAAUCAUUCUACACCUGGCUAGAAGGUUUGUGUCUGGAGAAAAGAGUCUUCUAUAAGCUUAUAUCGGGACUUCACGCUAGUAUCAAUUUACAUCUCUGUGCAAAUUAUCUUUUGGAAGAAACCUGGGGUAAACCUAGCUGGGGACCUAACAUCAAAGAAUUUAAACGCCGUUUCGACCCUGUGGAAACCAAGGGGGAAGGGCCAAGAAGGUUAAAGAAUCUGUACUUCUUAUACUUAAUUGAGCUGCGAGCUUUGUCAAAGGUGGCCCCGUAUUUUGAGCGCUCGAUUGUUGAUCUUUACACUGGAAACGUGGAGGACGAUGCUGACACAAAGUCCCUCCUCCUGAGCAUCUUCCAGGACACAAAGUCCUUUCCCAUGCACUUUGACGAGAAGUCCAUGUUCGCAGGUGACAAAAAGGGGGCCAAGUCUUUGAAGGAGGAAUUCCGGUUACACUUCAAGAACAUCUCCCGUAUAAUGGACUGCGUCGGAUGUGACAAAUGCAGGCUGUGGGGGAAAUUACAGACUCAGGGUUUAGGAACCGCCCUGAAGAUACUAUUCUCUGAAAAAGAAAUCCAAAAGCUUCCAGAGAACAGCCCGUCGAAAGGCUUCCAACUCACUCGUCAGGAAAUAGUUGCCCUUUUAAAUGCCUUUGGAAGGCUCUCUACAAGUAUAAGAGAGUUACAGAAUUUUAAAGUCUUAUUACAACACAGUAGGUAAUAAAGGCUUAUUAUAUGUCUAAUUAGAGACAUAAAGAGACUACGUGAGAACUUUUACUCCUGGACAUUCAGCAAAAGGAGACUAAUCUUCAAAGACUUCAAGAAUUCUGAACUCUUAAAGAGAAAAUUCAAAUGUUCACUUGAAUAUUUAUGAUUCUUAAUAGACUGUCAAUUAGAGGUAUUUAUAAAAGAAGUAUAUACUUUUAAAACAUGUAAGUUAUGCUAAUUCUGUGUUUAAUUUCAUGUUUCCAUCUGUUGAAUAUUCUAUUUGUUUAGAAUUGGCUUUGUUCUUGUUGGAUUAUGCUUUAUUUCCAGUUGCCAAACUGAAAUGGCCAUGUCUCCAUCCUAGUAACGCUGUCAGCAGUCUGUUGGGGGAGGGGGGAGCUAGGGAACAAGAGUCGUUUGGGGCCCGUCUCAGGGUGACAGUUCAUCGUGGCUCUGACGUGUGGGCAGCCGUGCCUGGUUCGGUGUCACCCUCUAGGAUGUCCAGGUUGUUUGUGUGACCAGUGACCCUCUCAGUGUGUGGUUUCAGAAGCUACUGAAGCAGCGCAGGACUUCAGCUUCAAUUUCGUUGGUUUUUAUCUCAGUUUGUAGUGGCUGUUGUAGUUUUGGUUUGGUCUCAAGGACCUUCUGCAGUGAAGGUAAGUGAGUGCUGCCCCUUGUGCCACCCAGACCCAUUUCCUGUGUGGAGAAGGCAGCUGGGGGGAGGGGCUCUUUACUCAGAACCUGGACGUGAGUUUCUUUUGAUUUUGUGUCGUUGUUUCUAUUCCAAUUUCAGAAAUUUUCAUUUACUCUAAAAGAGAACAAAACAAAAACUGUAUAAAUAUUUAAGUUUCCAUCUUGAUAAAAAUUUGAAUGGGAUUUUAUGGGUUUAUAAUGCCAAUUUAAAACAUAAUAUGCACAAAAUUUAACUACUUUAAAGUAAGCAUUUUUAAAGGAUUUUAUUUUAGAACACAAUCUAUGCAAUCCUCUCAAUCUGAUUUUCCUUGGUGGGGGAUUUAAGCAGGUAGAGUAGUUCACGACUCUUAAGCGCCCCUCCCCCACUUUUCUCCGUAGCUCUAGUAUGUGAAUGGUACUUCAGGUGAUUCGUACCAACAGAUGACUCAUUGGUCCUCUCCAGUCCUUUUCUAAACCUUGAUUUAAAUAUCCUCAAUAUUUAAAAUAUUGAUUCUUUAAAAAUAUGUUAGUAGAUGCAAUGUUAGUAGAUGCUAGUAGAUGCAGGGUGGUUAAUUUGGAAGGUUGCAUCUACGUGGAAGUGACAUGGGUACAAAACAGAGUCUCUCCUUAGACUCUUCAGUCUUAUGAAGUAAGUGCUCUUAAACCCAUUCCCUUCUCCUGCAAAAGUCUGAAGUGUGUUCAUUGGUGUAGUUGUGCAUUUUUUAACUGUGUUUAGUUGGCUUUCCCCUCUUUUAAAAAUAUGUAGUCACCCUUGGAGGGAGGGAUGUGGUUGGACGGAGGAGGGUCUCACUGGCUAAUUAUUUUCUUAUCCAAUUUCUAAUCUUUAUAGAGCUGGGUUUUUGUUGUUGAUGGUGAUGUUUUUCUAUUUGAAGUCAGAUAAAACAGGCUGGCUUGAUUGGAGCCUUCUCCACUUUUUCUUUUCAUUUUUAAGGAUGCAAGUAUCACAUAUGGUGGGAGAGGGGGACCUUCAGGUAAAUGUGAAGUGAAUAAGUAAAAUUGAUGGUAAAUGAAUAAGAAUUAUUCUUAGUGUUCAUUCAGAGUUUAAGAAAAUGUGAAUUUUGUACUUUGUCUAGUUUUACUGUAAGUUUAAAAAUCUUUUUGGUAGUGUUUCUUUGGUGUUCCCUCGGUUAAAGGUAAAACCUAUUAUUUAAACUCUUACUGGAAGAAUUCCUUGGCCAUUCCCAUUUAUUGCUUUUUUCUCUUUACUUCUUUGAUUUGCUUCAAGCUUAGG